UCAUGUUAACUUAUUCCCCUUUCUACUACCUCAAACAGGUGAACACCUUUCUUCUAAGUUAUUUGCAAUGAUAGAAGAUUGGGGAAUUGAAGAAAAGGUAUCCAACAUCACCUUGGAUAAUGCUGCAAAUAACGGAGCUUGUGCUGGAAUUAUGAAGAGUAGACUUGUUGCAAAGAAGAUCUUGUUGAACGAUGGAAAAUACUUUCAUGUGCGUUGUUGUGCUCAUAUCUUAGCUCUUAUUGUAAAAGAAGGACUUACGAAGAUUGAUCCAGCCGUGCUUAAGAUUCGAGCGUCAGUGAAGUCCCUUAAAAAGUCCCAAGUAAGAAAACAAAAGUUCUUGGACAUUGUUGAAACUUUAGGAAUGUCUGGUCUGAAAAAGGGUAUUCGGCAAGACGUAAAGACAAGGUGGAAUUCAACUUAUCUUAUGUUAGACAGUUGUAUCUUGUAUAAGCCAGUUUUCUCUCAUUUGAAGUUGGUGGAUUCAGACUAUGAAGACUGUCCAACUAAUGAAGAAUGGGAACAAAUUGAAGUAGUCACAAAGUUUCUCAAGGUGUUUCAUGAACUCACAAAGGAACAUGGUAAAAGAGAUGCAAGAAAAUUUGAUAGUUACUGGAAGGAGUUGAGUCCUAUAUUGGCUAUGGCAGUUGUGUUAGAUCCUAGAUCGAAAAUGAAUUUUGUGAAAUUUACUUACUCCAAGUUGUAUCCUGAUGAGAGAGAAUUAGAAUGUCAAGUUAAUAAAGUGCAUAGUAAUAUAAAAGCACUUUUUAAUGAGUAUUACACCUUGUCAAGUUCAAGAGCUUCCAACAGUUGUGCAGCUCAAAAUUUGAGUGUUCAAAAUGGUGGGAAUUUUGCUGCCAAGAAGGGAGAAUAUGUUGCAACACAGGAACGUGGUGGUAAUGUAUUAACUGACUUGUCAGAGUUAGAUGAAUAUCUUGGCGAGACGUACAAGGUUGUCUAA
Messenger RNA from Papaver somniferum (opium poppy), 958 nucleotides. Its product is annotated as zinc finger BED domain-containing protein RICESLEEPER 1-like. The transcript is spliced from 4 exons. The record is from RefSeq and is a predicted model, not a curated record. NCBI's taxonomy places the organism in Eukaryota, Viridiplantae, Streptophyta, Magnoliopsida, Ranunculales, Papaveraceae. Gene Ontology annotation, molecular function: DNA binding. The coding region runs from base 68 to 958 and encodes 296 amino acids.